This is a messenger RNA of Paramisgurnus dabryanus, 1886 nucleotides long. The record is from RefSeq and is a predicted model, not a curated record. NCBI's taxonomy places the organism in Eukaryota, Metazoa, Chordata, Actinopteri, Cypriniformes, Cobitidae.
UCUCUCUCUCUCUCUUCAUCAGACAGACACAGAGCACCAUGAGACGAGCAGCUCUGAACAUCAUCAUCCUCUCUCUUCUUAUUUUCUGCAGAUCUUGUCAAUGCCGCAAGCUUCUGGUUUUUCUCAUCGAUGGAUUCAGAUAUGAUUACAUAGACGACUUACAAAACCUGGGUGGAUUCAGAGAGAUCGUGGAAAAUGGUGUUAAAGUGGAUUACAUGACUCCAGAUUUCCCCAGUCUGUCCUAUCCAAACUAUUAUUCUCUUAUGACAGGACGCUUCUGUGAAGUGCACCAAAUGACUGGGAAUUACAUGUGGGAUGAAGAAUCCAAUAAGGAAUUUCUGAUCGGGACGAAUCCGGACAGCCGGCUGUCCCUGUGGUGGGAUAACUCGGAGCCGCUUUGGGUGACCAUGCAGAAACUAGGAAAAAAAGUCUACAUGUACUUCUGGCCCGGUUGUGAAGUGUCCAUUCAUGAAGUGAGACCUACGUUCUGUGAGGAAUAUGUCUAUAACCCGUCAGAGAAGAAUCUCACAGACUCGAUGGAGAACGCUCUGAAUAUGUUAAAGAACAAUAAAGCAGACAUGGCAGCGAUUUAUUAUGAGAAGAUCGAUGUUGAAGGACAUCACUACGGUCCUCAUUCUCCACAAAUUCAGAGCGCCGUACGUUCACUGGACCAGGCCUUACAAACACUCAACCAAAAAAUCAAGGAAAAGAAUAUGAGAAAUGAUAUAAACGUGGUCAUGUUUUCUGACCACGGUAUGACCCAGCUGAAGUGGAUGGAGAAAGUUAUCGAGCUGGACAAAUACAUUGAUAUGUCAAACAUCAUUAAAAUGAUGGACAGAGGACCGGUGGUGAACCUGUGGCCCAAACAAGACAAGUUUGAGGAGAUAUAUCGAAACCUGAGCACAGUGGGCAACAUGAAGGUUUAUAAGAAGCAAGAGAUUCCAGACAGAUAUCACUAUAAAAACGGGAGAUUUGUCUCUACGCUUACGCUUGUGGCAGAGCCCGGAUGGUUUAUCACAGAGAAUAAAGACAAACUGCCCUUCUGGAAAAAUGGCACGGAAGGAUGGCAACACGGCUGGCACGGUUACGAUAAUGAGUUCAUAGACAUGAGGGGAUUUUUUCUGGCACAGGGACCAGACUUCAAGACGAAUUUCCGUGCUGGCCCCAUUCGAUCAGUAGAUGUGUAUAAUAUUUUAUGCAGGACACUUGGCAUCGACCCUCUGCCCAACAACGGCUCCUGGCCCAGGGUGGAGUUUAUGUUAAAGAGCUCAACAGGUGUCAAAUCAUUGGCUCUAAUGUACAGCUGGCUUCUGCCAUUACUGCUGUUUACACAGUCUCACAUGCUGUAGUAUAUUCACAGGUGCUCAGAGGACUCACAUUCACAUAGAAAUGAGAAGAAUAUCUCAACCAUACUAUAUUUUUUGGCUUUAAUGUUAAAUACUUUAAAUGAAAAGACACUUUUUAGUCUGCCUUUUGCAUCUUUCUAUUUCUAUUUUGACUUCUCAAUGUCACUUGAUGCUAAAGAAAUAGAUGAACCAACUUGCACAUUUGCAAUAUACUGAAGAAUUUAUAUUUUAGAAACAUUAUAAGGACUUUAAUGGUAUCAUAUUCUUGCAUUUUAUAUUUUUAUUAAUCUGUGUCUAUUAUUGUGUGAAUAAGUGCUGUAUGCAGUUUUUCUGUAUAGAACACAGUGAAAAGACUUUUAUUUAUAAUUAGGCCUAGUAUAAAAUGUAAUAGUUCCUCUAUUGCCACCUUCCUCUCAUGCUCUGUAAAGUUUUAAAUGUUUAGUAAAGCAUUACAUGUGCUUUAUUUUCUACUCAUAAAAGCGCACGCUUUUCUUUUAGUACAAAUUUUAUUACACAAUAAAGAGUUUUUUCUCAAAAAUA